Messenger RNA from Eruca vesicaria subsp. sativa (arugula), 432 nucleotides. NCBI's taxonomy places the organism in Eukaryota, Viridiplantae, Streptophyta, Magnoliopsida, Brassicales, Brassicaceae. The record is from the annotation of a GenBank genome assembly.
AUGGUGGAGCUGUCACGGAGUCAGGAUUAUGAAAUUGGUGAUGGCACAACGGGUGUUGUUGUCAUGGCUGGUGCGCUUCUGGAGCAAGCUGAGUGUCAAUUAGAUAGAGGGAUUCAUCCUAUUCGUAUCGCUGAAGGGUACGAGAUGGCUUAUAGAGUGGCUGUUGGGAAUUUAGAGCGUAUAUCUCAGAAGUUUGAGUUUGAUGUUAAUAAUUAUGAGCCUUUGGUUCAGACAUGCAUGAGUACUCUAUCCUCGAAGAUUGUGAAUCGAUGCAACCGGAGUUUAGCUGAGAUUGCUGUGAAAGCAGUUCUUACUGUUGCUGAUUUGGAGAGGAGGGAUGUUAACUUGAAUCUGAUCGAAGUAGAGGGAAAAAUCGGGGGAACUUGGAGGACACUGAGCUUAUAUAUGGAAUAUUGGUUGGCAAAGAUAUGA